CAAACCCCUAAUCUCCCCAGCAUCCUUCACAAACCAAAAUCAAUCUUCUUCCACAUGUCGGAAAAGGUCUGCGACCACCACCAAGACGACCGCCGGAAAAUCCUCCGGCGGCUAUGCGGCGUCAUUCUGGUGGCCGGAUUCCUCCUCCUCCUCGUCAUCCUCCUCAUCUGGGCCAUCCUCCAGCCCAAAAACCCCCGCUUCGUCCUCCAAGACGCCACCAUCUUCUCCCUCAACGUCACCGCCCCUAACGUCAUCUCCACCACCGUCCAAGUCUCCAUCAACUCCCGCAACCCUAACUCCAGAGUUGGCAUCUACUACGACCGCCUCACCGUCUUCGCCGCCUACCGGAAUCAGCAAAUCACCUACUACUCCGCCAUCCCGCCGGUCUACCAGGGCCACAACGACGUCAACGUCUGGUCGCCGUUUAUCUACGGCAAUAACGUCCCCGUCGCGCCGUACAACGGCGUCGCCCUCGCGCAGGAUAAGUCCGACGGCGCCAUUUCUCUCGUCGUCAAAAUCUCCGGCCGCGUCCGGUGGAAGGUCGGCGCGUUCAUCUCCGGCCGCUACCACCUCCACGUCACGUGCCCCGCCUACAUCCCCAUCGGAAACAGCCGCAACACCGGAAUCGUCGUCGGGAAUAACGCCGUUAAGUACCAGCUCUCGCAAACCUGCUCCGUUAAUGUCUGAUCGGCCGCCGGCGCCGCCGCCGGCGAUUAUUAAUUGUAAAUUUUGCUGGAUGGAGAGAAUAAGUUAAUUAAAGAGAAAUAUAUUGUAAUAUUUGAAAUUUACUGAUGGUGUAACAUCUAUAUAUGCAUUUAAUUUUGCAAUAUUAAUUCUAUAUGUGCAAUAAUUUUCGAGUGAAAUUAAAAUGUAAUUUUUAUUA
This is a messenger RNA of Andrographis paniculata, 883 nucleotides long. RefSeq names its product NDR1/HIN1-like protein 1. Lineage: Eukaryota; Viridiplantae; Streptophyta; Magnoliopsida; Lamiales; Acanthaceae. Bases 55 to 687 code for a protein of 210 amino acids. The transcript has a single exon. Gene Ontology annotation, biological process: defense response to other organism. The record is from RefSeq and is a predicted model, not a curated record.